AUGUGCUUCUGGAGAGGUUUCUUCAAGAUUAUCGUCGGUGAUUUCAACGCUNAAAUUGGCCCUAGCAGAAUGGCUGAAGAGCUCCUAACAGGGACUCACAUAAUGGAAUGGAAUGAACAGGGUGAAAGGCUGUCCGAGUUUAUCAUGUCGACCCACACUAUCCAUGGUAAGUCGUAUUUCCAGAAGCCCUCUCAUUCCCAAAGGACAUGGGAGUCACUUGGUGGAGAGCUCUACAUUGAAAUAGUUCACAUCAUCGUCAAUCGGAGGCUUUGCCUUACUGACGUCGUUGUUGUUCCUAAGUUCUACACGGUAUCAGACCAUCGUCUCCUCCGCGCUAGAUUCCGCCUUUCAGUGCAUUUAGAGAGAGUUGUGAAGUUCAGAAAACGAAGCUCCAAGACUGUUAUCAAUUUCUAUCAGUUCGCUUCAUUAGCGAGUUUGUGGGGAGAUUCCGUCAGCGACAACAUCGAUGAAGAAUACGACCGGCUCAUCGAACGUCUUCACGAUUGCGCCAGGAAAGCCGAGAGUCUCAUGUCAAGAAACACGUCUCUUUGA
This is a messenger RNA of Haemonchus placei, 552 nucleotides long. NCBI's taxonomy places the organism in Eukaryota, Metazoa, Nematoda, Chromadorea, Rhabditida, Trichostrongylidae. The record is from the annotation of a GenBank genome assembly.